AUGGAUACAGUGUGCAACAAUACAAUCCCAGUUUACAAACUCGGAUCGCCGCGAGUCAAAGACUACGCUCUAUUCAAAUCAACCAUUCCUACUGGCAUCACGAAUGACCUGUUGGUCGCCUCCGCGAGGCACCCCAUCUACGCAUCAGCAAUAUCGAACCUACCCGCAUACAAUGCGAUCACUCGAGGCUGGGCUCGACUUCAACCGUAUUGCGCUAUCAUGAUUUCUGCUGGACCGUUGUUCUUGACUAUGGUGGUGAAGGACUACUUACUCGAAUCUAAUUCACUACAUUCGAAGACUGCGGGCGUCGUCAAUCAAACUGAGCUGGCGCCCUAUAUCACCGAUCUUCAGAGCAGCUCGUGGCAUCAUGCUGAUGCACAAAUGUUUAUGUGGAUUGGAGAGCGACCGUGGCUGUGGUUUACCAUGGGGGCGUUUGUCCUCCUAGCUGGUCUUUACAUCAUCGAUCGUCUGUUACUGCUUGUCUACGCUCUGUUUCGAAAGGCUCCAUCGGAUAUCUACGGUAUCAAAUUGGAUAAAGCGGCAUAA
Penicillium daleae is the source of this 546-nucleotide messenger RNA. RefSeq lists its product as uncharacterized. Gene Ontology annotation, molecular function: mannosyltransferase activity. The record is from RefSeq and is a predicted model, not a curated record. Gene Ontology annotation, biological process: mannosyl-inositol phosphorylceramide biosynthetic process. Bases 1 to 546 code for a protein of 181 amino acids. Lineage: Eukaryota; Fungi; Ascomycota; Eurotiomycetes; Eurotiales; Aspergillaceae. The transcript has a single exon.